AUGGUUGGGUGGCUGUAUAACACCUGCCUGCAGAGGCUGUAUCUCCUGGCGGUGUUAUUCUUCAACAGUGCUGCUGGGGACCUGCUGCGGGGGGUGGAGGUGCCCCAGUUCGCCGUGGCAGGAGGUCAGGCCAGAGUGAGCUGCUUCUACGACCUGCGCACCACCAAACUCUACUCUCUCAAGUGGUACCAUAAUUCAACGGAGUUCUAUCGUUACGUCCCCACCGAGCGUAACCGAGCCAUCAACAUCAAACCCACUCACAAGUUCUCUGUUGCCGAGCUCUUCAGGAACGAGCGCCAGGUGUCUUUAUCACUGACUAAGCUAGCAAUAGCAGCCACGGGUCACUACCGUUGUGAGGUUAUCGCCGAGCACCCUAGCUUCCGCACUGAGGCUUCCACGGCCUCUAUGACUGUACUACGAGAGCCACUGGCGCCGCCCAUCUUGGUGGACGCCCGCGAGAUAUACGAGACCACAGACUUGAUCAAGAUUGGCUGUCAACCCCGACAACCUCUCUUCCACGGCUACACUCCUACCCUACAGUGGUUUCUGGACGGCAGUCAGGUUUCCGCGGACAAAGUGAAACUUUACAGUGACGGCUCCUAUAAGACCAAGGGACUCUUACUACACAUAUCCGGCCAGCAGGUAGCGGCAGCGGGCGGCACUCUGAAGGCUGAGUGCCGGAUGACACUUGGUACAUUCACACUGAGUUCCUUCAAGACACUACGAGUAAGAGUCCGUUUGAUCUCCUACGUGGGUACCUACCAAUCCCCAGCCAACCAAUGGAAAGCGAGAAUUAUGUUGACGUCAGUGAUGGUCUUCAUUCCCGUCCACUUUAACUUAUUGUAGGAUGGUUCACUCAGUCCUUCUGCUACCAUAACUACCACUAAUACUAUCAAUUCUACUACUACCACAACAACCACUAUCAAUACAACUACUGCUACUACCACCACUACACAGAAUCCAUCCUGCUACUGUGGGUGCUUCAUUACUAUACUGCUACCACAACCACUACUACCACGACCACCACUAUUAUCGCUACCACCAUCUAUCCGGCUGUUGUAGGUAAUACACUCAAGAUUCACCGCUAAAGUCUCAAUGUUCAAAUUUCCUUAUUCAGAAAAUUCAUGCAGGGAAUCAAAGAGUUUGUGUGUUUAUCUACAGUAGCUUUACUCUAGUAGUAGUAGUAGUAGUAGUAGUCGUAGUGGUAGUAGUAAUAGUAGUAUCUGUAAUUCGCUACAACAGAAACCUUGAUACUCUAAUGGUGUUAAUUAGCGAUAUAACAUCACAUGAAUUGGAUCGUAUGUGUGUGUGUGUUUGUGUGUCUGUGUGUGUGUGUGUGUGUGUGUGUGUGUGUGUGUGUCUGUGUGUGUGUGUGUGUGUUUGUGUGAUCAGAGAAAAGUCGCUAUUGUAUUUUUUGCUCUAUUUCCCUGUAUCAUAAUUAAUCAAUACAGAGUUCCAUCUUAACCUAACCUAAAGUCCAUUUGUAAGUUUAUAAAGUUUUGUACAAGAAUAAUGAUGUUUUAGCUGGUAAGUGUCUCUGUUUGUCUGUUGAAUCACCGAGAAACAAUAAUACAACACAUUUUAGCAACUUAAGAGGGAUGUUUAUGUUUAAUACGUGGAUAAUAAUGUUUAGUUUUUUAAGGCAAAGAUGGAGAUAAAAUUCAGUUAAUGUUAAGGGCUAUUUUUUGAUAGGUGUGUUUCAUAUAUUUUAGACUAGAAACACCGACUACAGACCAUUUAUAAGAGUGAGGAAUUUACCUAUAUUGUACUAUUCAAUGGAGAGUGAAGGAAACUUUAAUAAAGUAUAAAUUGGUCAUUUGGAACAUUAUUAAAUACCCAUUCAACUCUCAUUCUUAACUCAGCUAUCCAGUUUGAAGUUGGGAAUUAACCUAAUCAUC
Molecule: messenger RNA, 1898 nt
Organism: Homarus americanus (American lobster)
Lineage: Eukaryota; Metazoa; Arthropoda; Malacostraca; Decapoda; Nephropidae
Exons: 7
Coding region: 1-846 (281 amino acids)
Source: RefSeq, a predicted model, not a curated record